AUGCCAAUCAAAGAAGGUACUUCAGCACCAAGAAAAAGAGACGCUUUAAAACAAUUUUUACAUUGGAGCAAACCCAAAUUUAAUUCAAAUUCAAGAACGGGUUCAAAUGCAUUUAAUGAAGAAAGAGAAGAUUUAGAUGAAGAUUAUUUAGUUUGUGGAAUCCCUAAAAAUGAUAGUACUAUAACUUGGGAUAAUAAUUCAGCAGAUGGUGAAAAUGAUUAUGAUGAUUUAAGAUCAUGUGCUUUUUUUUCUAUGUCAAAAGAUAUUAUUGAAACUCCAAUAACAGCUGAUGUUAAAGAUGAUGACUUAAUUAAUGGUAUUUUAAAAUUAUUAGAUGUAUCAAAAUCAACUGCUGGUUUAGAUGAAAUUAAUGAUAAGUUAUCAGUUUAUAAUUACAAUAUCAAAGCAGGUGGUAAUGAUGAAGAACCUAAACCAAAGAGAAUUUAUAAAUUAGAUAAAAGAUUUGACUACUACUUAGACUCCAACACUUUAAAAAUUAAAUGUGGUCAUAUUAUAAAAAUUUUACAAAAAUUAGAUCAUGGUAUGGCUUUAGUUGAAGAUGUAAAAACCAAUGCCAAAGCAGUUGUUCCAAGAAUGUAUCUCAAUGAAUACAAAAGAGGUGAUAGCUUACAAAAUUAUCAAGAAUACAAUACUUAUGUUGAAAAAUGGGCAAAAAGAUGA
This is a messenger RNA of Lodderomyces jiufengensis, 681 nucleotides long. RefSeq lists its product as uncharacterized. The transcript has a single exon. Lineage: Eukaryota; Fungi; Ascomycota; Pichiomycetes; Serinales; Debaryomycetaceae. Bases 1 to 681 code for a protein of 226 amino acids. The record is from RefSeq and is a predicted model, not a curated record.